AUGGCAAAACAAUUGUUACUUUUCCUCCUAGGUCUCCUGUCCUUAGGUGCUGUUCAUGGAUCCUUUCUGGGUAAACUUGCUUCCAAGAAGAUCUGUGCAGAUGAUGUGUGUGAAUAUACUAUUUCUCUGGCUAGAGCUCAAAAAAUGUAUGAAGGCCCCGAUUGUAGAUUCCUUAGCUUUACGGAAGGACAGCAGAUCUAUAUUUACUCAAAACUGGUGAAAGAAGAUGAAGAAGAUGAAGAAUAUUGGGCUGGCAGUGUGUAUGGUCAAUGCCUCCCAGACCAGAUGGGAAACAUGGGCUAUUUUCCUAGCAACUUGGUUGAGGAGAUUCAGGUGUUCAAGGAAGCCACCAAGGAACUCCCCACCACAGAACUUGACUUCAUGUGUGCCUAA
Molecule: messenger RNA, 393 nt
Organism: Sorex fumeus (smoky shrew)
Lineage: Eukaryota; Metazoa; Chordata; Mammalia; Eulipotyphla; Soricidae
Gene: OTOR
Product: otoraplin
Exons: 4
Coding region: 1-393 (130 amino acids)
Biological process (GO): cartilage condensation
Molecular function (GO): protein binding
Source: RefSeq, a predicted model, not a curated record